Messenger RNA from Dibothriocephalus latus, 417 nucleotides. The record is from the annotation of a GenBank genome assembly. NCBI's taxonomy places the organism in Eukaryota, Metazoa, Platyhelminthes, Cestoda, Diphyllobothriidea, Diphyllobothriidae.
AUGUGCCCCUCCUACGCCUUAUUUAUCGCAGGCAAGAUCAGCUUCCACGAAUCGGACACCCUGUCACCGGGUUCCAACUUCCUGUCAUUUAAGGCCAAGAACAAGGAUGGCCACGUGUUCACCGUAGGCAUGGGCAUCUGCUAUGACAUACGUUUCCCCGAGUUUGCCCUUAUCUACGCUCGUCAACGCGGUUGUGAUCUUCUCAUCUAUCCAGGCGCCUUCAACACUACAACUGGUAAUCCGCCCCUCUUCUUUUGCCAUUUGCUUACUCUGUGUGGAAGUUUGUCGUCCUCGCCCCUGGCCGGUAUAGAAACAUGCACCAUUCAGGAGACAGUGCGAAAGAAAACAAAGUACCGUAUCGAAAAUCAGGAAAAUUCUAGAUUUGGAAACCACAUCUGCUUGUUCGUUUUAUGUUAG